Messenger RNA from Austrofundulus limnaeus, 1980 nucleotides. It is a transcript of the gene tm6sf2a, whose product is annotated as transmembrane 6 superfamily member 2a. Bases 131 to 1258 code for a protein of 375 amino acids. Lineage: Eukaryota; Metazoa; Chordata; Actinopteri; Cyprinodontiformes; Rivulidae. Gene Ontology annotation, biological process: regulation of lipid metabolic process; lipid homeostasis. The record is from RefSeq and is a predicted model, not a curated record. The transcript is spliced from 10 exons. Gene Ontology annotation, cellular component: endoplasmic reticulum membrane; endoplasmic reticulum-Golgi intermediate compartment membrane.
UCCCUCUCCCAGCUGCAGUGGUGAGGGCGCCGUUUUUUUGACAUGCCUCCUCUUGCUGCCAGCUUCACGUCUUGAACUGCUUUUAUCUGAGUCAUUUUAAUAAAAAAGUUUGAACGACGGGCUGGGCAGAAUGAAGCUGCCGGUGGAGGUCAACGUGUUUCUGCUCUCCAUGUUGUCUCCUGGAGUUUUAUUCCUCAUAAACAGGAUCCCGGCAUUUCAGGAACCUCUGCCUAUCCUGGGAAUGGGAAUGGUGGUCCUGGGAUCCAAUCUUAUCCUCCUCAUCCUCACAGUGCAGCACAAAACGAAACUGGAUAUUUUAUUUUAUGUGUUUGCAGAGUUUUCCUUCUGCUGCACGCUGGGUCUGACCAAUGCUUUAGAGCAGGAUGGGUUCAUCUCUGGAUUCAUGGACUUUUAUCUGCGGACUGGCGAGCCUCAUCUCAGCACCGCCCACGCUGUGAUGAUGUCUUACUGGGAGGCUGUGCACCUCAUCCUCCUCCUCGCGAUCAUACAUCGCAUGUUUACAGGGAAGUCUUAUCGAAGCCUGGGCCUGCUGUGGUCGGGGUCAUCCAUUGCCAAUCAAAUGGUCCACAUUCCAGGGGUGAUCAUUGGUAAGUAUGGGUCAAACAUUCGACCGGCGUUUUGGAGGAACAUCCCGUUCUUUUUGGUGCCAUUUUGGGCAGCUUACCAGCUCUUCAGCAGACGAAGGGAGAUGCCGAUCAUCACAGCAGACAAGAUUGCUGCAGAGCAGAAGAAAAGUCUUCAGUCUCGACCUGCAGACCUGCUCCUGUCUGUCCUCUUACUGGGAGUUCUGGGUUUCUUUGUUUUCAGGGGCAUGGUGGUGCUGGACUGUCCUCUGGACGCCUGUUUCACCUACAUCUAUCAGUUUGAGCCGUACCUCAAAGACCCGGUUGGCUUUCCYAAGUUUACGAUGCUGGUGUAUUUAUUCUACGCCGUGCCCYUGGUCACCGUCCUCCUCUAUGGUCUGAAGACCCCUGGAUGCAGCUGGAUGUUGGACUGGUCCAUCUUCUUUGCUGGAGCCAUGGCUCAGACCCAGUGGUGUCACAUCGGAGCAUCUCUGCACUCCCGCACUCCCUUCACGUACAGGGUCCCCGUUGACAAAAAGUGGCUCGUUAUCGCCCUGAACGUGCUGCUCGCCGUCGCCCCGGCCCUGCUGGCCCUACGCUGCCUCAGAAAUCCUGCCUUUUUUAUGAAACCUGCUCCUGAGGGACAGAGCAACAACGAGAAGAAGGAGGACUGAAUCAGGCGGCAGCUUCUGAAUGUAGAGGGGGGAAAUACAACUCAACGCAGUGACGAAGCAAAUGUUGAAAGAACUGUUUAGGAUCUGCAAACUGAAUUAACCCUCCACCCCUUUUCUUUUUUUUCUUUUCAUCCCCACAACCUUUAAAAAAAUAUCCAAGGGAAAUUUAAAAACUUUGCUCUCUGGGUCAACUUUUGUAAAGCCGGCAGCUCACACGGCACUCCCUGCAGGGGACUGUUGGACCCUGAUAAGAGGGCCGCUGAUGGAGGCGAGGACUGUGGUCAGACCACUCUGCGUUCAGGUGACUCACACAGAUAUCCAGCCGUCACAGUUUCAGAUUACUAACCGCUCACCAACACACGACUGCAGGACUGACAAUUGGUUUGUCUUUAUGCCGUAACUCACAACAAAACUCCACUAUUUAUUUUUAUUCAUUUAAAACCAUCAGGGUUAAAGAGAAAUGAUACAGCUUUAAGGAGGACAGGAUGUUGAGAAGAUUCACUGGAUUUAAAGAAAAAAACAGCUUUAUUAAAAUACAAAAAAAAAAAUGUAGUUUUUGUCAUUGUUCUUACACAUUAGUGUUGUUUUCACUAAACUGUUCAAACCAAAUGUGUAUUUAUUUUACAUUAACAAAAAAAAGUUGCAGAUGUAAAAUAUACUCCUGUUGGGACUGAUUUCAGUCUUUCAUGUUUAUAUGUAUGAUUAAAAGAAAUAAGCUCUCA